ACUCUGCAGUCUGUUUUUUUCUUUGUUUUCUCUCUCUUGCUGUGGAAUUUUAGGGUUUUUUUUUUGUUGCCUUUCGUUCUCCAUUUUUGUUCUCACUUCGUGUUUCGGUCGCUGGAAUCUUCUUUAUCCGACUGGUUUUGGUUUCCAAUGUCUGUUAAUUACUUGAAGUUCUUUUGUCGGUGUAACAACUUCCAAUUCGUCGGGCGAUUUCUGCUAAUUGGUGGCUUUGUGCUUCCAAUUGAGUUGAAAUAGUGGGGUUUCUUUGUUCAAUCGAAGCCCUUUCUGGGUGUGGCUAUGGCGCCGAGUCGAAGAAAGGGCGCCGGCAAAGCCGCUGUGGCUGCCGCCUUGCGCCGGCAAUGGAAAGUUGGGGAUCUUGUGCUGGCGAAAGUGAAAGGAUUCCCUGCUUGGCCUGCUACGGUGAGCGAGCCAGAGAAAUGGGGUUACUCAGCUGAUUGGAAGAAAGUUCUUGUCUAUUUCUUUGGAACCCAGCAAAUAGCUUUUUGUAACCCUGCUGAUGUUGAAGAAUUUACUGAAGAGAAGAAGCAAUCUCUUUUGGUUAAACGUCAAGGAAAGGGAGCAGAUUUUGUUCGUGCUGUACAGGAAAUCAUUGAAUGUCAUGAGAAGUUAAAAGAAUGUGAUAACAAUGAUGAGAUUAUCUCAUCUGAUGAUGUAGCUCGAGUAAAUGGGGGUAGUGUUGUAGAUUCAUCUGCCAAUGUUGAAUCAAAAGAUGAAACAGAAGCUCCUGUAGCAAAUAGUAACAAUCUGCAGUCAAAUAAUUCACUUUCUUCUAGAGACACAAGUGAUCCGGCUCUACCUAUAAAAUUUGUAUUGGAUAGUGCACAAGGUAGUUCUUUGCUUGAUAAAGAGGCCUUGCGGGAUGAAGCUACUGAUGCUGCUCUUUCCGAGCAACCCUUUCCUGCUAGUACCUCUUCAAGGAAAAGUUCUGGAGGAUCAAAAUUAAAAAGCUCUAUCACAAAGAGAAAUGUAUCUGUUCAGAGAUCUAGAAGCUCAUCUAGGGUGGAGUCGCGCAGGUUACAGCACCUGGCAAUCCCAUCUAAUAAUGGGAACAUAGUGGCCAAUAACAUUCCUGAAGAGUUACAGAGACGAAAUAAGCGAAACAGAAAAUCACCUGGUGAAUCUGACUGCGAUGAUGCAACUUCAGAACCUUUGAUUUCAAAUGUUAGCAUUGAAGAUAAUGUUUCUGAAAUUGUUACAGCCGACUCUGAUACCUAUAGCCUGAAUGAAUGCAGCACUAUUGAUUCUGGGUGUAAAUUUGAGAACUCUGAGACUGCUGUGGAGUGUUUGGAGAGAGAUGUUGAGUUUGGCAAAGGACUUGAUCUCCAUAUAAAGGCUGUAGUCAUCAAGAAGAAAAGGAAGCCAAUCAGAAAACGAGUGAUGAAUGAUGCAUCUGAAGAUAAUGGUGAUGCUCAAGGCAAGGAGGAGAUUUUGGAGGCUGUGGUGGAUCACUCUAAUCAAUGUUCACAAAAUGAUUGUGAAAAGGGGGCAGAAAGAUGUUCCAAAGAAGAUGGGGAUGAACAUCUUCCUUUAGUGAAACGAGCGAGAGUUCGGAUGAGCAAAUUAUCAUCUUCAGAAGAAUGUAAAAGACAUUCAGAUACAGAAGAACAGAACCAAAAGGAAGUAAUAGCUAUCAAUCUUGCUGGGAAAGUCACCAAUUAUUCAAAUUCUUCCAAUGGUAGUAUUUAUAGAGGCUUGGAUGCAGUAAAUGAUGUUCCGAAUUACACGUCACCUUCUAAGGUUUGCACUCAAGUCUCUGCAAAUUGGUCUCAGCUUUGCAAUUUUAAGAAAGACCAAUCAUUUUGUUCCUCAGUUGAUGGUGAAUCUGUUUUACCACCAUCAAAACGCCUCCAUCGUGCUUUGGAGGCCAUGUCAGCUAAUGUGGCCGAAGAAGAUAAGGCUGCUGCUGAAGCCACUGUAUCCAUGCGAACUUCUACGAAUGGUUGCAUCACAACUUCUACAUGUAGUUCCUCUCAUUUCCGGACGGAAAUCAAAGAAGGCAAUUGCUUAGGGCUGCAUAGUAGAAAAUUUCAUGAUGACCCCUCUGAAGUGGAUGAUCAAGGAUUUUCUACCAGUGCGAAUGACAUGAUCACUGAGGCAAAUGACAAAACACCUGUAAAAGUAGACUGUGGUCAUCAAGCAGAUCAAAAUUUACCAAAUCAACAGGAUUCCAAGGAUUACAUCCUACUGGAGGGUGGGGUAAAACAUAUUGAUGAUGCAGAUCAUUGUGAUUCACGUGUAGGCUGUCAUUCAGAUAGAACGGAAGUUCAAAUUAAUAGUGUGGAAAAGGAGUCUCCUUCUAGAGAACCGGCAGAUGUCAGAUCUAAUUGUUGUGAAGUGGAUAAGUUGCUUCCUCUGGAUGACGAAGGAAACACUGAUGUUGCUGCUCCACAUAUUGUUAGAUCUGAAAAUCCUGAUGAGCAUUUGGAAUCUUCAGAGAACUGUAGGAUGGGCUGUGGACUUGUUACUGGUCCCAAUGAUAUUGCUCAUCUUUCACAUCAGAAUGGAUCUGAUGAAGUGAAGUGUGGUGCAGAUGGUAUCACGGUAGCUAAGUCCCCGAAGCUUGCACCUGCUGAUAAUUGUGAAGAGAACAUGCUUGAUGUGAAAGAGGUUAACGGUCGAGAUUUGGUUAACAACCAAACAUCUCCCUUUUCUAGUGAUCAUGUUGUUGCAAAGGAUGCAUCAGAAGAAAGGUCCAGUUCGUCUGUUGUAGGCACAGGCUGUUCUCUUGCAAUGGAUUCUGUUGAUCCUAUCGCUAUUUCAGUUAGGCAUCAUCUUCUAGUAAAUAGUAGCAGUUGUAGUCCUCACAUUAGGUUAUCUCACAAGAAAAGUUUGGGUGCCCUUUUCGAGGAAGUUAAAUUUGAAUCUGCAGUGACUCUAAAGUUAAAGCCUGUGGGCAAGAAUGUUGAAGCGCAUGCUGCUCUUUCAUCCUUCGAAUCCAUGCUUGGGAACUUGACUAGGACUAAAGAUAGCAUUGGUCGAGCGACACGUGCAGCUAUUGAAUGUGCGAAGUUUGGUGUUGGCCCCAAGGUGGUUGAAGUACUCACUCGGACUCUGGACAUGGAAUCAAGCUUACAUAAAAAGUUGGACCUGUUCUUUCUUAUCGAUUCAAUCACGCAAAGCUCUCAAAAUCUAAAAGGCAAUGUUGCAGAUAUUUAUCCACCGGCCAUCCAGUUGGUGCUCUCACGGCUCCUGUCUGCUGUUGCUCCUCCUGGAAUCGGUGCACAGGAAAAUCGUAAACAGUGCAUUAAGGUUUUAAGACUUUGGUCACAGAGAGGGGUCCUUCCAGAAUCAAUAAUUCGUCAUCAUAUCCGAGAACUGGAUUCACUCAGUAGCUCAUCCUCCAGUGGUGCCUACUCUCGGCGUUCAUCUAGAACAGAGAGGUCAUUGGAUGAUCCUCUCAGGGAAAUGGAGGGCAUGCUUGUUGAUGAAUAUGGAAGCAAUUCAAGCUUUCAAAUUCCUGGUUUCUGCAUGCCUCGAAUGCUCAAGGACGAAGAUGAGGGAAGUGAUUCUGAUGGAGGAAGUUUUGAGGCUGUUACUCCUGAACAUACACCUCAAGCUUGUGAAGAACUUGAGACUGUUCCUGUAACGGAGAAGCGUAGGCAUAUUCUGGAAGAUGUUGAUGGUGAGCUUGAAAUGGAAGAUGUUGCUCCCCCUUGUGAAGUUGAAAUGAGUUCCUCUAAUUCCGUAGUUGUAAAUGUCGUUGAGGCUGUGCAUGAAAAGUUCGAGCAGCAUUUUCCUCUACCUAUAGCUCCUCCGCUACCUCAGGAUGUGCCGCCGUCAUGCCCACCACUUCCAUCGUCCCCUCCUCCCCAGCCUCCGCCUUUGCCUCCUCCAUUCUCCAGGAGUGAUUCAUGUGCCAGCGAUUUUGAGUUGAGGCGCUCCUAUAUGGAGACAAAUAAUGUUCGAGGUAAUUCGAUGCAACCAGUCGUUCAAUCAUCAAAUGCAUCUGGGACGACUCCAAGAAAAAGUGAUGCGGUACAUUAUCCUGCCUCAUCAAAUGCAUCUGGGAUUACUCAAAGAACAAGUGAUGCGGUUCACUACCCCGCAUCAGAGCGCAGAGAUCUUCAGAUGAAGAUGCCCGAAUGUACUCCUCGUUCCUUCAGCAAUAUCCCUGCUAGAGUAUUGAAUAAUGGCCAGCGUGAUGAUUCUACUGCAUUGCCUAACAAGGCUUACCCCUUAAGACCACCCCAUCCUCCACCACAAGAUCAGUUUACCUAUGUCCACGGAGACCACCGCAUGAAGCCUCGAUGGGAGGACGCACCCACUUCUUACUCAAGUAGAUUUCGCUAUGCUGAAGAUACGGAUGGCGAAAGCUUCUACAAUGACCAUGAAAGAAUGAGACAUUACUCCUAUGAGCCACAUGAGAGCUGGAGGAUUCCGCGACCUUUCUACGGUUCUCGCUAUCACGAUAGAGCAAGAACAUCCUACGGUCCUGCUUCUUGCGGUGGAACUCCAUGUGAACCGACAAGAGUACAUAGCCAGCGCUGGAGAUUUCCCUCUCGAGAUAUAAACAGUAGAAACUCUAUGCCUUAUAGACAACCUUAUGAAGGUCCCGUGCGUGUUUCAAAUAGAGGACCUAGCUUUUGGCGACCAAGAUGAAGAAACAUAAUCUAAUUACUAGAAAUGGUAGAAACGAUUUUUUAGCUUACUCCUUAAGAUGUCGACACGGUUCUUCAAGGGUGCAUGUGAGAUCGGAAUCCACGUGUGCCGAUGGGUGUACAUAGGUAAUAUAUCAUCCUGUAGAGAUGGUUGAGAACUGUAAUUAUUUAGGCUGUUUAUGCAGUUUUUCCGAUUUUCUUUUAAUUUAGAACACACGCUCGAGUCCCCAAUUUUUUUAGCAUAACUUAUCAGUUGGAAAGGCCUUCACUGGGUAGUUUGCCAAUAUACAAGGGCAGUUGUUAAAAGGAUUCAUACCUCUUUACCUUAUCAGGCAGUCUGUCUCCUCAUCCCCAUGCCUUAGUUAUGGAAGAACUCUUGGAUAUUUUCCCUUGCUUUCUCUCGAGCAAAGUAACGGUCAGCUCAUCCAUUAAGAAAGAACUCGUAACGGUGCUUCUCGACACCUCUGUUUUCUCCUCCUCUUCUCCUUGUCCAUUUGAAAUCUUCUUAACUCACAACAUAAUGUAAGGUACUUAUAUUAGCAGCUACAUCUUGUUCAACAUUAAAGUUACACGGUGGCUCUCCAUCGCAACUUUUGUAUAUUCAUUUAUAUAUAUAGAUCUUCCUCUUCAUGUCUGCAAGCA
Molecule: messenger RNA, 5258 nt
Organism: Cucurbita pepo subsp. pepo (vegetable marrow)
Lineage: Eukaryota; Viridiplantae; Streptophyta; Magnoliopsida; Cucurbitales; Cucurbitaceae
Product: protein HUA2-LIKE 3
Source: RefSeq, a predicted model, not a curated record